AGUGCUUGUGAGAACAUAAUUGAUGGAGCUGAGAGCUAAUUUGAUGGCCACUCCCAUUUCCACCAUCUGCCUCUUGAGGUUUCUGCUGUAUGCUUCCCUUCUUUCCUUGAAGAGUGGCUUUGCUAUUGAAGGAAGAGAGAGUGCAGAGAGCCACCAUGUCCAACCCAUUCAUCACAAUGUUCAUAUCACUUCUCUCAUGCCAUCAAGUGCUUGCAGCCCCUCUCCCAAAGGCCAUGACCAAAGGGCAUCUCUAGAAGUGGUUCACAAACACGGACCAUGUUCGAAACUCAGACCACACAAGGCCAAUUCUCCCUCUCACACCCAGAUACUCGCCCAAGACGAGUCUCGCGUCGCCUCAAUUCAAUCAAGGCUAGCCAAGAACCUUGCAGGUGGAAGCAAUUUAAAGGCCUCUAAGGCCACCCUCCCAAGCAAGUCCGCAAGCACACUCGGAUCAGGCAACUAUGUAGUGACAGUAGGCCUUGGCUCACCAAAAAGAGACCUCACUUUCAUAUUUGACACUGGGAGUGACCUCACUUGGACUCAAUGUGAGCCCUGUGUAGGGUAUUGUUACCAACAACGAGAACACAUCUUCGAUCCCUCCACAUCCCUCUCUUACUCUAACGUCUCUUGUGACUCACCAUCAUGCGAAAAACUCGAGUCUGCCACCGGCAACUCUCCCGGCUGCUCAUCCUCCACUUGUCUUUACGGCAUACGAUAUGGUGACGGGUCCUACUCUAUUGGAUUCUUUGCUAGAGAAAAGCUUUCCUUGACAUCCACAGAUGUGUUCAAUAAUUUCCAAUUCGGGUGUGGCCAAAAUAACCGUGGUCUAUUUGGUGGCACAGCAGGGUUGCUGGGAUUAGCGCGUAAUCCUCUAUCCCUUGUGUCUCAGACAGCUCAAAAGUAUGGCAAAGUUUUCUCCUACUGCCUCCCAUCUUCCAGCAGCUCAACCGGAUAUCUUUCCUUUGGAAGUGGUGAUGGAGAUUCUAAAGCAGUGAAGUUUACCCCGUCUGAGGUGAACUCAGACUACCCCUCAUUUUACUUCCUGGACAUGGUGGGGAUAAGCGUUGGUGAACGCAAAUUACCGAUACCUAAAUCGGUGUUUUCCACAGCAGGCACCAUCAUAGACUCGGGGACAGUCAUAAGUCGAUUGCCCCCAACAGUAUACUCUAGUGUUCAGAAAGUUUUCCGGGAACUGAUGUCCGAUUAUCCAAGGGUAAAGGGAGUUUCUAUACUUGACACUUGCUAUGACCUUAGCAAAUAUAAGACUGUGAAAGUACCCAAGAUCAUUCUUUACUUCAGUGGUGGUGCGGAGAUGGACUUAGCUCCAGAAGGGAUCAUUUAUGUUUUGAAGGUAUCACAAGUCUGCCUGGCUUUUGCCGGAAACAGUGAUGACGAUGAAGUGGCCAUAAUAGGAAAUGUGCAGCAAAAAACAAUUCAUGUGGUGUACGAUGACGCUGAAGGGAGGGUUGGGUUCGCCCCAAGUGGCUGCAACUAAAAUCCUUAUACAUAUACAAGGGUGGAUUAAUAAAUGGGCAAAAGGUGUGACAAUCCUUUGAAAAAGCAGCAGUUAUACAAAGUAAAGCAUAUGGGCUUCCAUUUAGGAUGCGCCAAGUUUUCUUAAGUCACCAGACUUAAUAUAUGGGUGGAAUAUAAAAAGGCCAAAUAAUGUAACUUCUAAUGUAAUAAACGAAAUGUGUUUUGAACUUA
This is a messenger RNA of Vitis vinifera (wine grape), 1707 nucleotides long. RefSeq names its product aspartyl protease family protein At5g10770. NCBI's taxonomy places the organism in Eukaryota, Viridiplantae, Streptophyta, Magnoliopsida, Vitales, Vitaceae. Gene Ontology annotation, biological process: proteolysis. The record is from RefSeq and is a predicted model, not a curated record. The coding region runs from base 23 to 1495 and encodes 490 amino acids. Gene Ontology annotation, molecular function: aspartic-type endopeptidase activity. The transcript has 2 exons.